Molecule: messenger RNA, 909 nt
Organism: Vicia villosa (hairy vetch)
Lineage: Eukaryota; Viridiplantae; Streptophyta; Magnoliopsida; Fabales; Fabaceae
Product: alpha-amylase-like
Exons: 5
Coding region: 9-722 (237 amino acids)
Biological process (GO): carbohydrate metabolic process
Molecular function (GO): alpha-amylase activity; calcium ion binding
Source: RefSeq, a predicted model, not a curated record
UUGAAGCAAUGGAUUCUCUUCCUUUCAUCACUCUUUUCUUCUUCCUUUCAUUUCUUCCUCUCUUAGCUUCUUCUACCUUACUCUUUCAGGGAUUCAACUGGGAAUCAAGUAGCAAAGGAGGAUGGUACAACUCUUUGAAGAACACAAUUCCUGACUUAGCUAAUGCCGGAAUUACACAUGUUUGGCUCCCUCCUCCUUCUCAAAGUGUUGGACCUCAAGGGUAUCUUCCUGGAAGGCUAUAUGAUCUUGAUGCAUCAAAAUAUGGAACAAAGGAUGAACUCAAGUCACUGAUUGCCGCUCUCAGCGAUAAAGGAAUCAAGUCUGUAGCUGAUAUAGUCAUCAACCAUAGAACAGCCGAGAGAAAAGAUGAUAGAGGAAUUACAUCUGCAAAGUUGACACAAGAAUAUGAUUACCAGUUUACAGUGAUUCAGGGUUAUGCAUAUAUUCUAACACAUCCUGGAACACCAUCAAUAUUCUAUGAUCAUUUCAUUGAUUGGGGUUUGAAGGAUGAGAUAACGAAAUUGGCUGCAAUAAGACAGAAGAAUGGGAUAAACAUGAAAAGCAGUGUGAACAUUCUAGCUGCUGAUGCAGAUGUUUAUGUAGCAAAGAUAGACAACAAGGUUAUUGUGAAGAUAGGACCAAAGAUGGACCUUGGUAAUCUUGUUCCAUCAAACUUCCAUGUUGUUGCUUCUGGUAAAGACUAUGCUGUUUGGAGUGAAUAAAUUGAAGACAAAUAAUAGUGUUUGGUGUUUAUUAUAAAUUAUGUGUAUCAUUUUAAUUCUUAACUCUAAGUACUUGUAUAAGAUAAUCAUGUGUGUUUAAGAAAAAAAAUCUUGUAUGAUGUAUGUUUUAUUUGUUCAAGAAUGUAAUAUUCACUAUGUUACUACUAGUUCUUACUGUAAAUGUCAA